AUGGAUCAUGAUCACAUGCAUGACAUGCCUCCACCAUCACCAUCAUCCAUGAUGAACAAUGGAUCCAUGUCCGGAGGAGGACAUCACCACAUGAUGACGAUGCACAUGACUUUCUUUUGGGGCAAGAACACGGAGGUUCUCUUCUCCGGUUGGCCGGGAAAAAGCUCCGGCAUGUAUGCUCUUUGUCUCAUCUUUGUCUUCUUUCUCGCUGUCCUCACCGAAUGGCUUGCUCACUCUUCUCUCCUCCGUGGAAACACCACCGGAGAUUCGGCCAACCGCGCCGCCGGACUAAUCCAAACCGCCGUGUACACACUCCGUACCGGCCUUGCUUAUCUAGUCAUGCUCGCCGUCAUGUCCUUCAACGCCGGUGUGUUUCUUGUUGCUCUCGCCGGUCAUGCCGUAGGUUUCAUGUUGUUCGAAAGUCGAACUUUCCGGAAACCUUCCGGUGACCGGAAAACUAACGAUCUUCCUCCCUCAGGUCAUGCUUGUUGA
This is a messenger RNA of Arabis nemorensis, 492 nucleotides long. Lineage: Eukaryota; Viridiplantae; Streptophyta; Magnoliopsida; Brassicales; Brassicaceae. The record is from the annotation of a GenBank genome assembly.